UCAUUCAAUUUCCUUACUGUCGUAAGUUAUCUCUGCGUCUUUGUGACCUUGCGUAUAUAGAUUACCAGAAAUCAUUUUCGUUCGACUUUUCAAGCAAUUAUUUUAUACUGGUUUUAUACGUUUACUCAAGAUUUUUGUGGUCAAUCGGUGAUGCAUCGCCUGUCCGGUGAAUUGUUGCCAGAGAUCUCUGUGCAUUAGGUUGAUUUGAGGCGAUUAUAAUGUAAAGAAAGUAAUUGGGUGGUGCCCAGAUGAGAAGAACUGAUGUUAUUGGCAGUGGAAGGAGGAGGAUUUUUCUCAUCUUCAGCAUCUGGAUACAGUAAGGGCCUAACCCUUCUUUUUUUGGGUCAGAGGAACGAAGAGAAACCCAUGAGAGUGACACCGUGGAAUCAGUACCAGUUGGUGGACCAAGGGACGAAUCCUGAUCUCCAGCUGGCUUCCACGAAGAAUGGGGCUGUCCGCGGCUGUGCCUCCUUUGUGUGCUUUGGUCACACUGCCGCAGGACUUGAGAGCCCAUCCCCUCUGAAAGUGGGCCCUAUCCAACAACAAGAAGUCUCACCGGAGCCCAUUGUUUUUUAUGAGAGUAAGAGUGAAACCGAUUCAGCUGAUCUUGUUGUUGAUGAUGAUGAUGAUAGGGGUAGAAAGAUUAGUCUCAAGAGUAGCUUAAAGAAACCAUUGAAUGACAUUCAACCUUCCACUACUUGUGGUGGUGGUGUUGAACCCGAAGAAUCAUCUGAAAAGCAUAAAACAAUUGAUAGUCAAAUGGAAAGGAGGAAAGUGCAGUGGACAGACACGUCUGGAGGGGAACUUUACCAGGUCCGGGAAUUUGAGAUGAGUGAUGAUGAUAGUGAAUUUGACCCUGGGAAUGAAAGGACUUGUUCAUGCACAAUAAUGUAGUUUGGGUUUCUAUUAGGACAUCUUAUGGGCUUGGCUUCUUUAAGAAGGCAACGAAUGAAAUGUUGCUCAAAAUUCCACCGAGUAAAGAUCAACUUAUCAGUGCUUUGCAUUGCAAUUGGAGCAACACAGGAGAUUUUUUGGGCCCAAAAAACGGAGAUUAUAUCCCUCCCUGGCUUUUGUUGAUUGAUCUUUUGCAUUUAUAUUCUUGCUUGAAUUUCAAUUUCAUCUAUUUUUCUCAUCUUGAUUUGGAAUAUUAUGUCUUUUCUUCUGCUGGGAGGCUGAAUCGAAUUAUGAUUCUGUAUGUUAGUUGCAGAUGUCAAUAUGCAGUAGGAUUGUAACUCAAAACCAAUGUAUAGCUUCUGUGCACUUACUAUGAAAAGCAGAAGUUACCUGUGGGUUGCAACUAACAGCAUUUCACUGCUUUCCUUAGCGAUUUUGUGAGGGGUUGACUUUUAUCUUUUCAGGAUUGCCAGUGUGUAUUAAUCAAACAUAUAUUGCUUAUUGACUGGAAAAUUACUGU
This is a messenger RNA of Olea europaea var. sylvestris, 1414 nucleotides long. RefSeq lists its product as uncharacterized. Bases 262 to 894 code for a protein of 210 amino acids. The transcript has 3 exons. The record is from RefSeq and is a predicted model, not a curated record. Lineage: Eukaryota; Viridiplantae; Streptophyta; Magnoliopsida; Lamiales; Oleaceae.